UAAAGCCAAUGUUAUUUCCCUUACAGCUAUCAGUAUAGUCAAGUUGUGAAGUGUCUAUAGUCCCAGUAUGAGUAAGAAGACAAUCAUUAUCACAGGAGCCAAUACAGGCAUUGGGUUUGCAGCAGCCAGAAUCCUGGGUAGAUCAGGAGACAAGUAUACAGUGAUCUUAGCCUGUAGAUCUGAGGAGAGAGGACAGGAGGCUGUGAGGACCAUCAAAGAGGAAAGCCCCAAUGCAGAUGUGGUCUACAUGAAUUUGGACCUGUCAAGUAUGGCAUCUGUUCACAAAUUUGUGGAGAAUUUUCAUGCCAGCGGACGCAGGCUUCAUGUUCUAUGUAACAAUGCAGGAAUGAAUGUGGGCAACACUUCCAACACACCACAGAUUACCCAGGAUGGCUUUGAAGUUACCAUGGCAACAAAUCAUCUGGGUAAGUUACCAUGGGAACAAAUCUGGGUGAGUUACUAUGGUAUCAGAUUAUUUAGUAAGUUACCAUGGGAACUAAUUUGGGUAAAUUUCAAAGAAAUCAUACUGGGUAAGUUACAAUUGUAUGAUGGAAACAGAUAAUUUGGGUGAAUUACAAAGUUUUUUUCUGUUUGUAAGUGAUUUUCAGCUUCAUGAAAAUUUCAUGGUGUUCUCAUAAAUGAUUUUACAAUAUGCAUAUUCACGUUUGUUUCUUCAGUCACAAUGUUCACCUAGCAUUUACAUUUUCCAUUUUUUCAAAUAUGAGUUUCUGUGUUUUUUUUUCUUUUCAUCUUAAUCCUAAAGGUUUUUUGCUAUUGUUGAAUAAUUGCCGUCAAACAAAUAUUCAAUCUCCAGAUGUCAAACUUUAAAGAUCAAUGCACAUGAAUCUUUGAGCUCCUCUGAAAAUAGUCUACAUGUAUAACCAUUACAUUUUAGUGCUCAGAUAAUAUAUGUGUGAGCUAAUAGAUUUUUUCCUCUGGGUACCUACUGUUGGUAGAUGGAGAAAUUGUAGAAAAAGUGAGUAAUUUUAAGCUACUAGGAGUAACUCUGACCUCUGAUCUCAAGUGGACAGGACAUGUGCAGUUAAUUUAUUCCAAGUCUUGUGCCAAGCUUUUUUUUAUCUCAGGCAGUUGAAAAGGGCAAAUCUGCCCACUGAGGAUCUAAUAGUUAUAUAUCAAUCAAUAAUUAGAUCAGUCCUAGAAUAUGCAUGCCCUGUGUGGGGGCCUGGUCUUACAGCCGAACAAUGUGAAUGCUUAGAAUCUGUUCAAAAGAGAGCUCUUAGAAUUAUUUACCCAUUUUAUACCUACAAGUUUACCCUACAGGCUAGUAAUCUCACCUCUCUGAGGGAGAGAAGAGACGUUUUAUUUAAGAGCUAUUUUACAAAAAUCAAGAAUUUUAAUAAGUUACACCAUCAGUUUAAAGAAAAGAAUCCAAGAAGUCUCAGGGUCAGCAAUAAAUUUUUAAUGCCAAGAGUGAAAACGGAGCGUUAUAAAUCAUCCUUUAUA
This is a messenger RNA of Lingula anatina, 1464 nucleotides long. RefSeq names its product retinol dehydrogenase 14. The record is from RefSeq and is a predicted model, not a curated record. Lineage: Eukaryota; Metazoa; Brachiopoda; Lingulata; Lingulida; Lingulidae.